This is a messenger RNA of Cataglyphis hispanica, 1060 nucleotides long. RefSeq lists its product as uncharacterized. The record is from RefSeq and is a predicted model, not a curated record. The transcript has 4 exons. NCBI's taxonomy places the organism in Eukaryota, Metazoa, Arthropoda, Insecta, Hymenoptera, Formicidae. The coding region runs from base 397 to 825 and encodes 142 amino acids.
UUAAAACUAGGAUCCGGCGUUUAGAGCCGCUGACAAAUGUGACGCGAUCCGAGACGCGCCAUAUCCUCUCGUCGCGCGCUGGCUCAUCCGAGUUAAUUGUCGGUCGCAAUUAAGAGCCGUGUUUUAUUGAACACGAGCUCGCGUGAGCGGGAUCAUGGGAAAGGGUUAUAUCGUCGUUCAGCCCGAAAAACAUAACGCCGCGUAAAUCACGCUGUUAAUUAGGCCGUCGCGAACGACGACAACGGAUCAUGAUCUCGUCUCCUCGUUUUCGCCUUGAAGAUCCACGAUGAUCCCUCUCCUCCGCUUAUACGCGCGGACCUAAGAUGAUGGCGAUGGCGUGAUGGUGAUCGCAGCUGGUGGUGAACGGACGCGCGGAGAGAAAAUGCUAAGAGAUAAAUGGGACAAUUAUGGAAUACCGGACAGGCGCAAGGGGAGCGUUCAACCUUUCCAGGAAGGAAAGUCGCCGCAUUGUGUGCCUCCGAGAUUCGUAUCGAGAUUCCGGAGUCAUCCUCCCCGGACGCGAUUCCAAUCAUCCAGAUGAAGCAAGUACUUGAAAUUGAGGAAAGCGUGAGCAAAGAGCAAGAAGACAUUGCACGCUCUUGGUACCGAAAAUCGCAUAAUCAUUACCAGCCAGCGGAACAAAUUACAAGAGAUUACAAAAAGCCUUUCGAUAAAUUUGAUAUAUUUGGUAAACCCACGAAAAAAUUAGAAUCACGGAUCAGAAGAAUUCUCACGUGGAUCAAUCACGAGCCAAUUACUUUAGUCGAUCGUCAACAAGCAGAUUUCACGAAACGCACUAGAUCAAUCGUUGGACGAAUCAAGUAAUCUCCUUGAAACAAUAAUCGCGCAUUACAUAUAUAUACUUUAUGAUGACAUGCAUUGAAAAAAUCUUAUCAAUCUCUUACAUAACAAAUUCCUUUCAUGCCCUUAUGUGAAUGAAUAAAUAAAAAAAUGUUGUUGAAAUUUAUAACUUUAUAAAUUUAAAACAGAGAAUAUUUUUAAUUAGCUAUUUCAUAUGAAUUUAUAUCUUUCUGUCUAUCUAUAAAAUGAUGCGGUUAGA